Molecule: messenger RNA, 4354 nt
Organism: Manis javanica (Malayan pangolin)
Lineage: Eukaryota; Metazoa; Chordata; Mammalia; Pholidota; Manidae
Source: RefSeq, a predicted model, not a curated record
GACGACAGUGGUAGCGGCAGCUGCCUUCUUGGAUGCCUUUCAGAAAGUGGCUGACAUGGCCACCAGCACGCGUGGUGGUACCAGAGAGAUUGGCUCUGCCCUGACCCGGAUGUGCAUGAGGCAUAGAAGCAUAGAAACCAAGCUGCGGCAGUUUUCAAGUGCUCUGAUCGACUGUCUGAUAAACCCACUGCAAGAACAGAUGGAAGAAUGGAAGAAAGUAGCGAACCAGCUGGAUAAAGACCACGCAAAAGAGUAUAAAAAAGCUCGCCAAGAGAUAAAAAAGAAGUCCUCAGAUACACUAAAGCUGCAGAAGAAAGCAAAAAAAGUGGACGCUCUCGGGAGAGGUGAUAUCCAGCCUCAGCUGGACAGCGCUCUCCAAGAUGUCAAUGAUAAGUAUCUCCUGUUGGAAGAAACAGAAAAGCAGGCAGUCCGGAAGGCUUUGAUUGAAGAACGGGGCCGCUUCUGCACCUUCAUCUCUAUGCUGCGACCCGUGAUUGAAGAAGAAAUCUCAAUGCUAGGGGAAAUAACUCACCUUCAGACCAUAUCAGAGGAUCUGAAGAGCCUGACCAUGGACCCUCACAAACUGCCCUCUUCAAGUGAACAGGUGAUUUUGGACUUGAAAGGUUCUGAUUACAGUUGGUCGUACCAGACACCACCCUCUUCCCCCAGUACCACCAUGUCCCGAAAGUCAAGUGUCUGCAGCAGCCUGAACAGCGUCAACAGCAGCGACUCACGGUCCAGCGGCUCCCACUCUCAUUCUCCCAGCUCACAUUACCGCUGCCGCAGCUCCAACCUGACCCAGCAGGCGCCCGUGCGGCUGUCCAGCGUGUCCUCCCAUGACUCGGGAUUCAUAUCUCAGGACGCCUUCCAGUCCAAGUCACCGUCCCCCAUGCCGCCAGAGGCUCCCAGCCAGAACUCGUCCAGCUCGGCCUCUUCUGAAGCCUCCGAAACCUGCCAGUCAGUGAGCGAGUGCAGCUCACCCACCUCAGUCAGCUCAGGCUCCACCAUGGGCGCCUGGGCUUCCGCAGAGAAGUUGUCUAACGGGUUUUCUCACUAUAGUUUAUCAAACUACGCUCAUUAUUACACCAUUGGGCCCGGCAUGUUCCCGUCAUCUCAGAUCCCUAGCUGGAAGGACUGGGCCAAGCCAGGACCUUACGAUCAGCCUCUGGUGAACACCCUGCAGCGCCGCAAGGAGAAGCGGGAGCCGGACCCCAGCGGAGGAGGACCCGCUGCUGUGGGUGGUGCACCUGCCACUGGCGAGGAAGCUCAAAGACCACGGAGCAUGACUGUGUCAGCUCCUGCCAGGCCUGGUGAAGAGAUGGAGGCUUGUGAGGAACUGGCACUGGCCCUGUCCCGGGGCCUCCAGCUUGACACCCAGAGGAGCAGCCGGGACUCCCUUCAGUGCUCUAGCGGCUACAGCACGCAGACUACCACCCCGUGCUGCUCCGAGGACACCAUCCCCUCCCAAGUUUCAGAUUAUGAUUAUUUCUCUGUAAGCGGCGACCAGGAGGCAGAUCAGCAGGAAUUUGACAAAUCCUCCACUAUUCCGAGAAACAGUGACAUCAGCCAGUCCUACCGACGGAUGUUCCAAGCCAAGCGCCCGGCCUCAACGGCUGGCCUCCCUACCACCCUUGGACCUGCUAUGGUCACCCCAGGGGUUGCAACCAUUCGACGGACCCCUUCCACCAAGCCUUCUGUCCGCCGGGGGACCAUCGGAGGUGGUCCCAUCCCCAUCAAGACGCCUGUGGUCCCUGUCAAGACCCCAACUGUCCCAGACCUCCCUGGGGUAUUGCCAACCCCUCCAGAUGGGCCAGAGGACCGGGCUGAGCACAGCCCCGAGUCACCCUCUGUGGGUGAGGGCCCCCAGGGUGUCACCAGCAUGCCCUCCUCAAUGUGGAGUGGCCAAGCCUCCGUCAACCCUCCUCUUCCAGGCCCGAAGCCAAGUAUCCCCGAGGAGCACAGACAGGCGAUUCUAGAAAGUGAGGCUGAAGACCAGGAAAGGGAUCCCUCAAGUGCCACUGCCUCCCCAAGCCAGAUUCCAGAGAGCGACCCUGCAGACCUGAGCCCAAGAGAUCCUGUGCAAGGAGAAGACAUGCUGAACGCCAUCCGCAGGGGUGUGAAACUGAAGAAGACCACGACAAAUGACCGCUCAGCCCCUCGCUUCUCUUAAGCUCUUCAGCCCACAAGAAGUGCUGCCAGUGGGGAAUGAACUGGUUAAUUAAUAAAACCUAAUUUGUCUUGAUCCAUUCCAAUCUAUAAUCAAACAAAAGAUUUUGUAGGCAACUCAGAAUACAGCUCUUUUGAAAGUACUCAACACCUUUAGAUAAGAAUUAAAAGCAACAUGUAACUGACAGACCUUGACCUUUUAAUUUGUAAAUAUGGGCAAUUUUCUUUCUUCACAUUUUAAUCUUAGUUCCCUUUUGAUUUUUUCUGAAGGUGCCAAAUCCAUUUAACUUUUUUACAAGUCUUUGUAAAAUUUUAAAUGCCUAAGUGGGGUGGGGGUGGGAGUGGUAGGGGCAGGGGAACCACGAAGUAGUUAAUUUCAGAAAAAAGGUUAACUAUGUAUCUUUUCUUUUCUCCUAUUAUUCUGCAACUUUUGUAGAUGCAUUGUAGUAGUCUGGCUUAGAAGCAAAUUCAAGUUAUUUUAAUGUACAAUGUAUAAGGGGUGUAAAAUCUUCAUUUAAAUAUACUAUGUUCUGGAUGAGAAAAGCAGGAGUAACAAUUGAGCAAUAUUCAGAGUCUGGAAAUGGUAGACUGUUGGGAUUGGGGGGAGGGCUGUGGGAGGGGCACAUUGUCAACAUAGCCAAUCCUGUUACAUUUAAGAGUAGCCUUGUAGGUUGAAUUUUUAGUAGCUUCAUGGUAAAUGCAUCUGAAUAAGCCAUACUGGACUGCAGUGUUUGUUUCUGUAGGGUGUUUAAGGAAUUCCUUUCUCCCCAGAUUCCUCUUGACUGCACACACCACCCCUCCAAUCCCAGCAUGCUGCUGCCACCAGGUAGACAUAGAAUCCCCCACUUCAGUUACUCGUCUGUUGAACCCACUUUCAUCUAAUCCAAAUACAUCCAAAAGGGUAAGGCAGUUUUAAAAAUGUGAGGACAUUUUAAGUAAUAGCAGGGACUUCUUAGAUACAGCAAAUGCCUUUUACUUAACUGCCCAGCAGGCUGGGCACAUUAAAAAGCCCAAAUAUUUUGAAAAAACUUGAGCAAAUUUAACAAGGGUAACCAACUUUGGAGUCUAGCAACUUGCCAAUGUGUUUACCAAUCUGGGGGCUUGUUUUUCUUACCUUCUUUUAAAUCAGUGGCAGUUAAUUGGCUUCAUACUAAACAUUGAAGAGAGAUUUAUUUGUUGUCACUGGGAAUCUGUUCCACCACUAUACUGUUCCUUUUUUUGUUUUCUAGGUAAUGUUUUUUGGAAUGGAUUUGUUUUUUUCUGUUCAAUUUGUUCUAAUGCCUGUCCCCUAAAGCCAACAGGGACUUGUAGAUUUAAUGGGAUCACGUCUGGAGAAGAGUGUCUGAAAGAGCAAGCAAGCCCCUCACUAUUCGGGUUAGUUUAAAGGGCUCCUUUGUGAUACAAACUCUUUUGAGUAGGAGCUUGGUGGGUCCCACAGACCCUGCAGAUUUCUGUUGGCUGUAAUCUUCAAUUACAUAAUCUUAUGCUUUAAUACAUAACUGCAUUGGAUGUGAGAGUAACAUACCUGUAUAGCCAUUCUUCUAUAUAUUAACAUUUAACACUGCUGUGAUUGAUUGCUCAAGGACUUCUUAUGUUACGGCUUUAAAGCAAAGGCAUGAUUAUUAGAAACUAAGCUUUUCUUCUUUGAAAAACAAGCUCCUUUUACAAAUAUAAGCAACAGUAGUGCCUGUGGUUUAGCCCACCAAUCUUUAUGACUAAGAAUAGCUGAUGCAUUGUGCAUAUGAUGCUUGAGAUGGUUUUUGCAAAAGCAGAAAUCACUGCAAAGUAAGUACAAUAGAUAAAAGUGGUAUUUUAAACCUUUGAAAUAAAUGGAUGUAACUGUACCUUGGUACAGCUUUUCACUUGUUUAGUUUUUAAACGUUAGAAUAAUCUGAAUAAAUAUAAUAUAAAAUGUUGCCAAAUUCAAUGUAGAAAGAAUGUGACAAACACCUUGGGUAGUUCUGUUUGUGUUUUUGCAUAUUGUAAAAGCAGUGUCACAGCGAAAAAUAGUUUCUAAAGGUAAAUUAUUGUGGUUUAGUUGCUAGUUUGUACUAAGAGUUGACCUCUCCCUGUGCAGUUUUUUGUUCUAAACUUGUAUAAAAUACAACAAUUGUGUAACUUGUCUCCCUUCUACCCUGUAACAAUUGCUUCAGCCUACAUUAUAAAUAAAGAACCACUAGAAAAAAAA